Messenger RNA from Onychostoma macrolepis, 1913 nucleotides. It is a transcript of the gene tmem231, whose product is annotated as transmembrane protein 231. Gene Ontology annotation, biological process: regulation of protein localization; cilium assembly. Gene Ontology annotation, cellular component: ciliary transition zone; ciliary membrane. Bases 414 to 1343 code for a protein of 309 amino acids. Lineage: Eukaryota; Metazoa; Chordata; Actinopteri; Cypriniformes; Cyprinidae. The transcript has 7 exons. The record is from RefSeq and is a predicted model, not a curated record.
GCACCACUCGCUCGGCCCCGGGGUUGUUUUCGUACACGAGUUCGUAUGUUUUGCAGCAAACUACACUUAUUCGGUAGCAGAAACCGAGUGGUUAAACUCAUCAUUUUUGUUUGUUGACAUCAUUUAGAUUAGUUAAUAUCUAAUAAUGCGCGUGCUCCGCAGCAGGCCUCGCCUCGCGCUGUUGCUAUGGUGAACGGAAGACGCCGCGCCACCGGAACUAUCAGUGCGCGUGUUGUUAGUUUGCUAACUAAUUUACAGGUUUUGACUUUAUUAGGUUUUUGCCCCAAAAGUGUUAUACUGUUUAGACGAAAUAGCUUUUUAUUGAUUGUUGCUGGUGAGUGUAUUUGACAACGCACGCCGGAUUUAAACACGCUUAAUGGGAGUUAAUAUUUACUGCGAUAUUAUUAACAACAAUGGCUUUUUAUGAUGUUUACACCCAUCCCGCUUUAAUAAGACACAGAACACGCGUUUGCACCAGAGCAACGCUGUUUGUGUUUGUGGUGUUAUGCCUCACGUAUAUUUCGCCUCUUCUGGUGGCUUACAGAAGUCAAGGCUUCUGGCUGAAGAGGAGCACAUAUGAAGAGCAAGCAGUCAUUCAGUUCCAGUAUGACAUGAUUGUGAUCGGAGCAACAGACACACAAGGGACCUAUAUCGCAUGGAGCACCUUUCCCAACUUUAAUCGAUUGAUGGGAGAUAGUUUACGCGUCCCAUCUGUCUCUGUCCAGGAGGAGGACAGAGACCAGGAUGGGAAAUCUGACCUCCUCAUGCUCCAAAUCAACAUCCCACUCAAGCCAGAAGAACAGAUGUUCGGCAUCCAGCUCCUCCUUACCUUCUCGUACCAGCUGUUUCGAAUGUCUACGGUUGUGAUGCAGACGCUUGCCUUUGUGCAGCAUUCCUCGCCUGUCCCAGGAUCUCAGCUCUUCAUCUGCGGAGAUCUGAAGCUAAACCAGCGAACUCCUCUUCCUCACCGAGGUUUGCAUAGUAUCUACAACGUAUCACUGAUCGAUGCAUCCAGUCCGUUUGCGAGUACAUAUGACCUGGCCAACAUCAUUAGACUCUACCAGCAGAGAAACUUGACCGCUCACCUCUCGGGCGUCAUUCCCGUGUGGACGGUGGGCAGAGCUGCAAAUUCUCCGUUCCAGAUCAGCGCCCAGAUCAACUAUCCAGUGGAGACUAUUACCUAUCGACCGGGCUUCUGGGAAACGAUCAAGUUUGCCUGGAUUCAGUAUGUCAGCGUCCUGCUCAUCUUUCUUUGGGUUUUCCAGCACAUUCAAACAUUCGUCUUUCAAAACCAGGUUUUACCAACCACCACAGUACCACCGUUUAAACAGCACAGCUCCUGAGAUUUUUGUGUUUUUUAUGAAUUUUUUUUUUUUUAUUGUACAAUUAUCAGGAUCUUCAUUUGUUGUUGAGGACUAGUGUUUGCAGUGUUUUUCUAUAUACAUAGUUGUCUUUGUUCAGUUCAAGUGCAUUCAUGAGGAAUUCCCACCAGGAUGCUUGCGGAGUCGCUGGUUUUUCUGGUUUUAAAGUACUUCAAGUUCUGCUGCAUACUGCGCAAAAUAUUCCUUGUUGUGUUUAAAGACUGAUUAUAGAAAUAUUUCAAGCCAAAACUUCAAAGCAUGUGAUAAACUCAGGUAGAAUAAAAUGACCUCUCAGACCUCAUGCUGAUGUUUUCAAGUCCACAAAAACCAUGAAAAAUCCUUGAGGUGUUUGUUUAGAAGGACAUUUUUAUGUAUUUCUGAUUCCUCUUAGAGCAUGAGUAACAGUUAAACGCAUAAUGCUCAUCAACACAGUUGCAUUAUCAUGCUUGAUGUCUAAUCAGUGCUGUUGAGUCACUUACAUUUCACAAUGUUAGCAUGGUGCUUUGGGACAUGCUGGUUGCUUUUUGACAAUAAAUAAUGUAAUAACAUUAA